Messenger RNA from Colletotrichum abscissum, 2661 nucleotides. RefSeq names its product tudor domain-containing protein. The record is from RefSeq and is a predicted model, not a curated record. NCBI's taxonomy places the organism in Eukaryota, Fungi, Ascomycota, Sordariomycetes, Glomerellales, Glomerellaceae. Bases 1 to 2661 code for a protein of 886 amino acids. Gene Ontology annotation, molecular function: nuclease activity; RNA binding. The transcript has a single exon. Gene Ontology annotation, cellular component: nucleus; RISC complex; cytosol. Gene Ontology annotation, biological process: mRNA catabolic process; regulatory ncRNA-mediated gene silencing.
AUGUCGAAGCCCUUUUUCGCCAAGGUCAAGAGCGUGCUUAGCGGCGAUACCCUCGUCUUGACCGCUCCCAACAACCCCAGAGCCGAAAAGACCUUUUCCCUCGCAUACGUCACGGCUCCUCGCCUGAACAAGGAAGGCGAUGAACCAUUCGCUUUCCAGUCAAGAGAAUACCUCAGAGAACUUGUCGUUGGCAAGCAGAUCCAAUGCACAGUAGCUUACACUGUACCUUCCGGUCGCGAGUUCGGCACUGCUCUGCUCUCCAAGGAUGGCCCUUCUCUCCCCGAUGAAGCUAUCAAGGCCGGAUGGCUCAAGGUCAGAGAAGAGGCUGGCCGCAAGGAUGAUGAUGAGGCUACUACUCAGCGUCUCGACAACUUGCGCCAACUCGAGACCGAAGCCAAGAAUGCCGGCAAGGGUCUCUGGUCUGGCACUGGCGGCAACAUUCAAGUCCAGAAUGACCUUGGCGGCCCUCAAUUCAUGAACGAAUGGAAGGGAAAGACUGUCGACGGCAUUGUCGAGCGUGUUCUGAGCGGUGACCGUCUUCUUGUGCGACUGCUCCUUUCGGAUAAGAAGCACGUGCAGGUCAUGACACUCCUUGCUGGAGUCCGUACGCCUACCACCGAGCGAACGAUACAGUCUACCGGCCAGACUCAGGCUGCUGAAGAGUUUGGAAACGAGGCCAAGGCUUUUGUUGAGGAGAGACUGCUCCAGCGCCGCGUAAAGGUUGAUAUCGUUGGCGCCAGCGCUCAAGGACAGCUGGUGGCAGCCAUCAUCCACCCCAACGGCAACAAGAACAUUGCCGAGUUCCUCCUUACCGAGGGUCUCGCCAGAUGCAACGACUUCCACUCCACCAUGCUCGGCGAGAAGAUGGCCAGCCUCCGUGGUGCUGAGAAGACAGCCCAGGGCAAGAAGCUGCGCAUCCACCAGCACCACGUUGCCAAGGCUGACGGCGCCUCCUCCGACAUGAUUGUCGCAAAGAUUAUCGGCGCAGACACCAUCAUUGUUCGCAACAAGGCUGGUGACAAGGAGCAGAGAGUCAACUUCAGCAGUAUCCGCGGCCCUCGCACCAAUGAGGCGUCAGAAGCCCCCUACAAGGAAGAGGCCAAGGAAUUCCUGCGCAAGAAGAUUAUCGGCAAGCAUGUCAAGAUUAGCAUCGAUGGCUCCAAGCCUGCUACCGAUGGCUACGAGGCCCGCGAGGUUGCCACGGUCACGGAGAAGGGCAAGAACGUUGGUCUCGAGCUGGUUGAGGCUGGUUACGCGACUGUCAUCCGUCACCGCAAGGACGACACUGACCGCUCCCCCAACUACGACGAGCUCCUCGCUGCCCAAGAGAAGGCCAAGGAAGAGAAGAAGGGUAUCUGGUCUGGAAAGGCUCCCAAGAUUAAGCAAUAUGCCGAUGCUUCCGAGUCUCUGCAAAAGGCCAAGAUCCAGCUCGGCACUCUGUCGAGGCAAAAGAAGGUGCCCGCUAUUGUUGAUUUCGUCAAGUCUGGCUCUCGCUUCACCAUCCUAAUUCCCCGUGAGGGUGUCAAGCUGACGUUGGUAUUGGGUGGCAUCCGUGCUCCUCGUGCCCCCGGCCGUGGAGGCGACAACGGUGAGGAGUUUGGCCAGGAGGCUAUUGACCUUGCCAGUCGCCGCUGCAACCAGCGUGACGUUGAGGUCGACAUUUACGACAUUGACAAGGUUGGAGGUUUCAUCGGUGACUUGUACAUCAACCGUGAGAACGUCGCCAAGUUGCUCGUCGAGGAGGGUCUGGCAUCUGUGCACCGCUACUCUGCCGAGAAGUCUGGCAACGCCACCGAGCUGCUUGCAGCUGAGAAGAAGGCCAAGGAGGGCCGCAAGGGACUGUGGCACAGCUGGGACCCGUCUCAAGAGGAGGAAGAGGAGGCUGAGGCCGUCGAGACGACCAAUGAUACCCCCGAGGCGUACGAGAACAAGCCCAAGGAUUACCGCGAUGUUGUUAUUACCAACAUUGACGGCAACGGAAAGAUCAAGAUCCAGGAAAUUGGCAAGGGCACUGCUGCUUUGACGACCCUCAUGAACGACUUCAAGAAGUUCCACCUCAACUCGGCAAACAGCAAGCCUAUCGGCGAUGCGCCCAAAGCCGGUGACUUUGUCGCCGCCAAGUUCUCUGCCGACGGAGAAUGGUACAGAGGCCGCAUUCGCUCCAACGAUCGCGCAGCCAAGGUUGCCGAGGUUGUCUACAUCGACUACGGUAACACGGAGAAGCAGCCCUGGUCCAAGCUGAGACCUUUGGAUCAGCCUCAAUUCACCACACAGAAGCUCAAGGCUCAGGCAAUCGACGCCUCGCUUUCAUUCCUUCAACUGCCCACUGCGCCCGAGUACUUCUCGGAAUCCAUCGGCUUCAUUGCUGAGUUGACCGAGGGUAAGGAGUUGGUUGCCAGCUUUGACUUUGUCGACACCAAGGAGGGCGUCAGCUAUAUCACCCUCUUUGACUACAACGCGGGCGACAAGAAGCCGGGCCCGAACGACUCGAUCAACAAGGAGAUCGUCGCCAACGGCCAGGCCAUGGUGCCCAAGAAGCUCAAGGCGUGGGAGCGCAGCGGCCAACACGCCGCUUACCUGAAGCACCUGAAGGAGGUUGAGGCCAAGGCUAAGGAGGAGCGCCUCGGCAUGUGGGAGUACGGCGAUAUCACUGAGGACUAA